GGAGGCUGCUCCUGCAGGCUCCGUCCGCGUGUGUGAAGCAGAGGUUCCCCUGGAUCCCGUAAAUACAACCUUAUAUGCACUCUCACCCACCCAGAGUAACACCACCAGAGGCGCGCGCGCGCACACACGCACACGCACACACACACACACUUGUGCAUUCUCCAGUCCAUCCCCACGCGGGCAGACUGGGAGUGAGGGCUCGCCAGCCUCAUACCGGCAGGCACCGCUCAGUGGCUCCAGGAUUUUGCUGCCCCUGUCUCGGGACUCCGAUCCGCGGCCGCCAGCCAGACCUGUGCGUGUAGCGGGGGGUUGUUCGAAGUGGGAAAGAAGAAGCGGGCGGGGGGCGGCCGCUGCUGCUCCUGACACCGCUAGUGUGUGCGCACAUCUCCCCUUCGGCUUAUAAAAGUUUGCCUCAGCAAGCCGGGGGGCUCCUCGCUCCCCCUCCGCUGGGGGACCCCGUCUGCUCCUCACCCUGGAGGCUCCUCGGCUCUGCUCGCGGCGGGUGAAGCUGGGACCGUUCCCCGGGAUUUAUUGAGCUGGAUUUGCAUUUUGCACCAUGUCUUCGCGGAUCGCGGCUCCGCUGGUGGCUUUAACCGGGCUGCUGCUGUCACUUUCGGCCGGGGCUGACGUGAAGGCUCGGAGCUGCAGUGAGGUGCGGCAGGCGUAUAGUGCCAAAGGCUUCAGCCUGGUCAAUGUACCCUUUCAGGAGAUAGCAGGGGAACAUUUGAGAAUCUGUCCUCAGGAGUAUACAUGCUGCACCACAGAAAUGGAGGACAAGUUGAGCCAACAGAGCAAAUUGGAAUUUGAAAACUUGGUGGAGGAAACAAGUCACUUUGUGCGCACCACCUUUGUGUCCAGGCACAAGAAGUUUGAUGAAUUUUUCCGAGAACUUUUGGAGAAUGCAGAAAAAUCCUUAAAUGAUAUGUUUGUGCGAACGUAUGGAAUGCUGUACAUGCAGAAUUCAGAAGUGUUCCAGGACCUCUUCACAGAACUGAAACGAUAUUAUACAGGAGGCAAUGUAAAUUUGGAGGAGAUGCUGAAUGAUUUCUGGGCUCGGCUAUUGGAGCGAAUGUUCCAGCUCAUAAAUCCCCAAUAUCAUUUCACUGAGGACUAUCUGGAGUGUGUAAGCAAAUACACAGACCAGCUGAAACCAUUUGGAGAUGUACCCAGGAAACUGAAGGUUCAAGUGACUAGAGCUUUCAUUGCUGCACGGACCUUUGUUCAGGGGCUGACUGUAGGCAGAGAGGUUGCAAACAGAGUAUCCAAGAUCAGUCCAACCCCAGGGUGCAUCCGUGCACUAAUGAAGAUGUUAUACUGCCCUUACUGCAGAGGACUUCCCACUGUGAAACCUUGCAACAACUACUGCCUCAACGUAAUGAAGGGCUGCCUAGCAAAUCAGGCCGAUUUGGACACUGAGUGGAAUCUGUUCAUAGAUGCUAUGCUCUUGGUAGCAGAGAGAUUAGAGGGACCAUUCAACAUUGAAUCAGUCAUGGAUCCUAUCGAUGUCAAGAUUUCUGAAGCCAUCAUGAACAUGCAAGAGAACAGUAUGCAGGUGUCAGCAAAGGUCUUUCAAGGAUGUGGCCAGCCUAAACCAGCACCUGCUUUAAGGUCUUCCCGCUCCGUUCCUGAGAACUUCAAUACCCGCUUUAGGCCAUACCAUCCUGAGGAGAGACCAACAACAGCUGCUGGCACGAGUUUAGAUAGACUGGUAACAGACAUUAAAGAAAAACUGAAGCUUUCAAAAAAGUUCUGGUCAACUUUACCAUAUACUAUCUGCAAGGAUGAAAGAGUGACAGCUGGCAUGUCAAAUGAAGAGGACUGCUGGAAUGGCCAUACCAAAGCUAGAUACCUUCCUGAGAUUAUGAAUGAUGGGCUGACCAACCAGAUAAACAAUCCCGAAGUAGAUGUUGACAUCACAAGGCCUGACACCUUCAUACGGCAACAAAUCAUGGCCCUAAGAGUCAUGACUAACAAACUGAAGAAUGCAUACAAUGGAAAUGAUGUGAACUUCCAGGAUACAAGUGAUGAAACCAGUGGCUCAGGAAGCGGAAGUGGUUGCACUGAUGAUAUCUGUCCUACAGAGUUUGACUUCGUCACCACAGAAGCACCACCUGUUGACUCAGACAGAAGAGAAGUAGACUCUUCAGCAAUCCAGUCUAGCCAGUCACUGUUUAUGUUGUUCAUCAUCUGCAUCAUCCUGGUACUGCAGAGACAGUGGAGAUAAUCCUGGUUCUGGUCAGAGAGACUGUGUUUUAGCUACAAAAACAGCCAACUUGCUCCUUUUCUUACACUCUUGGACAAUGGACCAUGCCACAAAUACUUACAGUUUUCUAUGAGAAGAGAGCAGUACUGCAGCCUGCUUCCCUUUUUGUUUUCCCAAAGAGUACCAGGUGCCAGACUGAACUGCUUCCUGUUUCUUUCAAGAUAGCUGUGAAGACAAUGUCCACUCUUGAGAGAAUUCUUUCUCACAUCUUUAUUAUUGGAGACUUUCUGAGCUGCAUUAUGCUGCAGAAGUAAAAAGGAUCUUACGGUGUGAGGUUUUCCUUAACAAGAAAAAAGAGAGAAAGAAACAAAGAAAACAAAUUUCCUUCUAAAUCAGGCCAAACUUAAGGCUGCUGCAUUUUCAAGAAUAAUAAAAAAAAAAGAGAGCAAAAAAAAAGAAAGACAAAAAAAAAAGACAAAAGUUCUUCACAGACACCCAGGCCUCCUCUAGGGGCUUCUGUCCAGUGAUUCAGGUCAUCAUAAUUAUCAUUCCUAUUGCAAGGAAGUUUGGAUUUUUUUUAACACAAUGAUAAGAGUAUGAUUCAAUGGUGAAUAUCUUGCACCAACAUGAGAUUGGUAUGAAGGUACAGGAAGCUGAAAAAAGAAGCUUGUCUUUUAGUAUUAUAGUAACACCACUAAGCUCAGAAUAUCAUGUUACAGUUGCUUAUGAUUUAAAUCUUGAUGCCCAGUAAAAAUUUGAGUAGCUGCACUAUUUCUCUAGCUUCUUUCAGUACUGAUCGUUACAUAAUUGGCACAGAUUUCCACCUCGUGUCCCAUCAACAAUUGUGGUGAUGCUGAACAAACCUUCCCUCAAGGGUUUGGACAGAAAAUAAUACCUUGUGAUAAAAUCUCUUUUCUUUUGCCACAGGUUUGACAUUGGUUACAAUUUUCUGCUACUGUGUUCAUUAUCCUACCGACUUGACAAUUCUUUAAUGGACUGAUAAGAGUGAUUGGAUCAAUAAGUGAGUUUCACACAUAACUACAUCCUUUGCAUUCAUUAGUUUCUGUAUCACAAGAGGUACUGUGCUACAAAAAGUCAAGACAAAAAAAUAUAGUACUGACAUGGAGAUUUCUUUCACUUUUUUAGUCUUAGUAUGAUCAUCUAUUUUUAUAUAUAUAAAUAUAUAUAGAUCACAGAUUUUAACUUCUUAAUUACAAGCUCAGGGUUGACACAUCUUUGUAAGAAAAAAAAUGUUCUGUCAACCAGCUCUUCUUUUUUUGUGCUUCUCUGGAAAGGAACCCUUUAAUACGUGGUGAGCACAAGAAUCAAAGAAGACAACCUUUUUACAUAUCCAGUGUCCAUUUCUUAAGAAGUUGCAAGGGGGAGAGAACCCCUUUUGUGUGUGUGCAUUCGCGCGGGCGUGCAAGUUUGUGUGAAAUGCCUACAGAAGUACGCAGAGCAGUGUGACUUGUUUUGUGACGGCAAUUGUACUCUCUCAUGCUUCAAGAGAAUGUCACUUUAAUAAUCAUUGCCCACAUGGAUAUGGCUCUGGGUAGAAUAUCCCUGGUUUGCAUUGGAUUGCAUGACCUGAGUGUAGAGGCUAUUUUAAAGCAUGGGUAAAUGAGUGUCAGCAAGUAGGCAGAUAUCAAAGCCCUUCCUUCCCCCCGCAACAAGAAACAAAGGGCUUCUGUGAAAAUUCUGAGUGGUAUUGAAAUGAUUUGCUACAAAUAUACUUCCUGGUUCUUAUAAUGAUUCUAGAGUUGUUAAGGACAAAAUAUGAAAACACUUUAAAGUAAACCAGCCACGUUACAGUUAAGAUGUUGAACAUGUAAAUCUUACAUGUUCCAAACUCAUUUUCUUAUCAAAUUAUAAUUAGCUAUCAAUUUAGCCAUUAAAUUAAAGUAGUAAACACACAGCACAAUAAGAUAAAGUAUAUUUAAGCACUUUUACCGGUAUAUAUAUAUAUUUACAAACUACUAUCACUAUAUUGUCUAAUAAGAAAAACAAAAUGUCAGUUUUUAAGACCCUGUAUUCAAUUUUUUGUUGUUGUUGUUGUUUAUUUAAAACUUUAUAACAUUCAGCAUUUUUGGCCCAAUUCAGUAUCAUAUGCUUUGUGGAGAAACUCUCCUUUUAUAGUCAGGCUCUGUGUUCAUAGCCUACAUUUCAUAGCUAGAUCUGGGCAGUGUUUUCAGCCAUCUUCAUGUUUCACUUUAGAACACUUAGUGACUAAAGUUGACUUUCUUCAUUAACUCAGGCAAUGUCUACACUAGCACUUUUGUCGGUAAAACUUUUGUUGGUCGAGGUGUGAAAAAAACACACCCCUGACUGACAUAAGUUACAUGGACAUAAGCGCUGCUAUGGACAGUGCUAGGUCACUGAGAGACACUCUCCCACCAAUAUAGCUACCGCCGCUCAUUGGCGGAGGUUUAAUUAUGCUGGCGGGAGAGCUCUCUCACUUCAUAGACUCAUAGACUUUAAGGUCAGAAGGGACCAUUAUGAUCAUCUAGUCUGACUCCCUGCACAAUGCAGGCCACAGAAGCUCACCCACCCACUCCCGCAACAAACCCCUAACCUAGCAGCUACAUGGAGACCUAACAGUGGUGUUGCUGUAAGGUCUCUAGUGUGGACACAAUCCAUAUCAGUCAAAGCCAACCCAUACAGCAGAUUUGGUUGACCCCUGGUAUGCCCCACACUAAGAAGUUCUUUCCUCUGGAUUUUUUCAUUGAUUUCUACAUACAGUGGAGCAUGAGGGAGUUUUCUUUGAAAUCCCUAGGACUCCCCUAGUCCUCAACCUUCUCAUUCUACACAUCUACUGGCCCUACUUGCACUGCUGCACUUCACAAGUCCUCUUUCAGAGCACAAGGGAUUCAAUUUGACUUUUACAAUUCAGCAUUUUCCUGCAGUAAAUUAUAUCAAUUUCACCUGAUUACUCUCUGUCAAGAAGUUUACGUAAUGAAAUCAACCCAGAUAUAUUGAGGCACUUUCACUGCUGCAUCCAACUUCUGCUGGGUAAAGCAGAGCUGGGGUAGAUUGCAAACAAGUCUCUUGUGGUUCCCUGAUUCUCUGCGCUAGCCCUGGCGCUGGUUAGGACAGUAUGCUGGCUGAAGCACGUAGCUGGAGCCUGCAUGCUUUUGCCACCUAUCCCACUGUCUUGGCCCAGCACACACCUCCACUCACCUCAAUAUGUCUUUUUGGCAGGGAGGAAGACAUAGGGGCCAGCUAUGCCUGCUGGUGAAUCUUCCCAUACCCAGCAGAAUCCCCAGCAGGAGACUUGCAGGAGGUGUCAGCUCAAUUUGCAGAGAGCAAAAGGAGUGGAUGGUGGCAGAAGAUCUGCUCUGCUGAACCAAAUUAAUCCUUAGUUUAACUUAAUUGGCUUCAUUAGAGUUAUGCCAGGAGUGAAUUUUCCCCAUAGUAUUUCUCUGUUUCCCUAUUAUUUUUUUAAAAGUGAGGUAAUGUCAGAACAUGGAGAUCUCUCUGUAGGAGAGGUCAAGCACAUAGCUGUUGGAGAGUCCCUAGCUUGAAUGUUUCUCCCACAAAUCGCAUUUUGCUGAGAUUUAAAGGCACUAUUAAAACAACAGAACAUAUGAAAUUGGGGAUCAAGAAAUAAAACAAACAGUGGUGUUUAUAAAUGCAAGAAUCUAGAUCAUUUAAUGUGCCUCUACUUACAUCCACUUUACUUCUAAUAAGUAUUUUGGUGAUUUUUUUGUGUGCCACAACUGAAAUAAUACUCUUCUGUUAAUGGUUGUUAAAGUAAGAGAGAAUAAAUGACACCGAUAAACUUUUCAGCAGUCUGGACCUAGAGUCUGAGGCAAAAUCUCUGGAUUACACAGCCUUCCAGUGUCACAUAAUCCUGAAGUUCUGUGCAGCUUUGUGUACAGUUUAUAAACGGAGGAUUUGAAUGAAUUAUAUAUGGUAAUGAAUAAUGCAGUCAGCACGCUGUAUUUUUUAUUUUGGUAUUAAUUCUGUUUAUUUGACCCUGUCCCCAUCUUGUCAGAAUGCUGCAUAUUUUUGUAUUGACAACUCAUCGCUGUAUCAUAGAGGUUGGCGGGGAGAUGCUGGAGGACUCAGCAGUUGAGUAGGAGGAAGUUAGGGAAUAGUGGAUUGAGAUUUCAUCUUAAACUGGAGGAAUGGGGGAACCAAGUGUAAGGAGGUUUUCAGGACUACCAACGAGGCACACAGUUUUCUUUGUGACCCUCGCAAAGGAGACAACCACUGCUUGCUGUAGUAGACAAAACCACUGCUAACUCCAGACUUCAAAUCCAAAGGUUUAUUUUAGCAUAGGUACAAUGUGCCACUCUCCAGUGUUCAGCCGAGGUGACCAACCAAUGAUCUGGCUGAGUGCACAGCUGUACACAAACAAAGGCAAAGACUUAAGUCUCUGUGGACUCCUUUAUACACAAGAUGAUACCAUACUUGAUUAUCAACACCUCCUCCUCUGACUCAUUACGUUCUGUGACCAAAUAUAAGAUUCCUCAUUACACCCUAAAUUAUCUACUCCUGGACCAUAACAAAACUAUUCAUCUGAAUAUUUGACAGGGAUUUGGGGACUUUUCUUGUUUAUCCUAAUUAUAUUUGGCAAGAUCCUCUUAACCUUUCAUUGUAUCUUCAUCCUUGUAAUCUCGGCCGUGUUCUGUACCCAGAUCAGAGACAUGUCAAGAACUGAACAGGAUAUUUAAUACACUAAAUGGCUUUGUUUUGCACUCAUUGCUAAAAAUGAGUAUUCAAAGGUCUUAUGAACCAAACUAUUAAACUAAGCCCACAUUUAUAUGACUUAU
This is a messenger RNA of Mauremys mutica (yellowpond turtle), 6978 nucleotides long. RefSeq names its product glypican 6 (gene GPC6). Gene Ontology annotation, cellular component: plasma membrane; extracellular region; synapse. Gene Ontology annotation, biological process: cell migration; regulation of signal transduction; regulation of protein localization to membrane. The transcript has 9 exons. Lineage: Eukaryota; Metazoa; Chordata; Testudines; Geoemydidae. The record is from RefSeq and is a predicted model, not a curated record. Bases 557 to 2224 code for a protein of 555 amino acids.